This is a messenger RNA of Galeopterus variegatus (Sunda flying lemur), 427 nucleotides long. Its product is annotated as T-cell surface glycoprotein CD1a-like. The annotation marks the transcript as partial. Gene Ontology annotation, cellular component: external side of plasma membrane. NCBI's taxonomy places the organism in Eukaryota, Metazoa, Chordata, Mammalia, Dermoptera, Cynocephalidae. The transcript has 2 exons. Gene Ontology annotation, molecular function: lipopeptide binding; exogenous lipid antigen binding; endogenous lipid antigen binding. The record is from RefSeq and is a predicted model, not a curated record. Gene Ontology annotation, biological process: immune response; positive regulation of T cell mediated cytotoxicity; antigen processing and presentation, exogenous lipid antigen via MHC class Ib.
UCAGAUCCAUUUGAGAUGCAGGUGACAAUAGGCUGUGAGCUACACCCUGGGUGGGUGUCAGUAGGCUUCCUGCGGGGAGCUUAUCAAGGAUCAGAUUUCAUGAGCUUCCAGAACAAUUCAUGGCUGCCAUCUCCAAAGGGUGGAAGUAGUGCCCAGCUGGUUUGCAGAGCACUUAAUCAGUACCAAGUCUACAAGGAAAUAGUACAGACGCUUCUCAGUGACACCUGCCCACGUUUCAUCUUGGGUCUUCUUGAUGCAGGGAAGGCAGAUCUCCAGCGACAAGUGAGGCCUGAGGCCUGGCUGUCCAGUGGCCCCAGUCCUGGGCCUGGCCGUCUGCUGCUGGUGUGCCAUGUCUCAGGAUUCUACCCAAAGCCUGUGUGGGUGAUGUGGAUGCGGGGUGAGCAGGAGCAGCCAGGCACUCAGCGAG